Molecule: messenger RNA, 702 nt
Organism: Micromonas commoda
Lineage: Eukaryota; Viridiplantae; Chlorophyta; Mamiellophyceae; Mamiellales; Mamiellaceae
Exons: 1
Biological process (GO): tRNA guanine ribose methylation
Molecular function (GO): RNA binding
Source: RefSeq, a predicted model, not a curated record
UUCCCGUACCUACACGACAGCUUCUGCUUCGACGGCAAGGAGUGCACGACGGAGGGUCUCACGCGCGCCUUCGAACCCCAGGUCUCCGAGGAGCGCAUCGCGCGCCUCGACGCCGUCGUCCAGCAGAGAUCUUUCGACCUCAUGCCGAUCCUCGAGGGGGUCUACGACAUCGGCAACGUGCUGGCCGUGUGCAGGUCAACCGAGGCGCUCGGCAUCGGAUCCCUCGGCGUCAUCUCCGACGCGGGGCUCGCGUUCAAGCAAUCCGGGCGGACCUCGGGCGGCGCGGUCAAGUGGACCAACUUGGAGCAGUGGCGGUCCACCGAGGAAGCCAUUCGAGAGGUGAAAGCCCGAGGAUACCGCGUUUUAACCACGGUGUUUGAAGGCGGACACCCGCUGGAGCACUACGAUUGGACGGUACCCACGGCGGUGAUCUUGGGCAACGAGCGCGAUGGUGUGAGCGACGAGGCCAAGCGCCUGGCGGACGGCGGCGUGUACAUAUCCAUGAACGGGUUCACCGAGAGUCUGAACGUGUCGGUGGCGAGCUCGAUGAUCAUGCACCACGCCGUGCAGGACCGGACGAGGCGACUGGGCUCGCACGGGAACCUCAGCGAACGGGAGAAGGAGACCCUGCGGGCGGUGUACCUGGCGAGGCUCGUGCCGCGGUAUCAGAAGCACGGGUACCUUAGACAGCUUCUCGAGCGC